AUGCAGCAAGUCACAUAUGUUCCGGCCAACCAGAACUUUCAAUCGCCUCCCGGAGCGUAUCCAGUCCAAGUGCAGAUGCAGCCUAAUCAGAUGCAAAUGCAAGGACAGCCCCAGGUGCAAUACAUCCAAGUUCCUGCCGGACAGCUGCCUCCCGGGUUUCAAUACGUACAGCAGCCUCAGCCUGCACAAGGCCAGCCUGUUCGAUAUGUUCCGGGUCAGCAUCCAAUGCAGGGACAGUCAGUACCGCACCCGCAAAUGAGACAGGUCCAGCAGCCAGUCUAUGCACAACCUGGACGUCCGACCUAUCAGCAACAAACACCCGUCAUGCAACAGCCGACAGCUGCCAGUUCAAUGGUCGUCGCAACGUCCCAGACGAAUGCUGGCGCUCCUUCAUUUGGCCACUCGGCGAAGCGAGAUUGGACUUAUCCUACCUUCUCCAGCGAAGUGAAGAGUGGGAUACUCCUGCCCUGGUGCUGCCCUUGCAUCGCAUACGGCCAGAACGAGGAGCGUAUCAACGCUCUUGAAGCAGGCAAGCCUGGCACGGCCACUUCGUCCGUCAACGGGGCUUGCAUGACUUUCUGCGGCGUCAUGGCGCUAAUUGGCUGCGCCGGUGCCGUAUUUGUGCCCAGCCAGCGCAGAAGAAUUACCACUCGGUACAACAUCAAUGAGGACAGCUCAGACGGCUUCAACAGCCUGUGUUUCUUGCCUUGCCUCCUGUCACAAACUGAUCUGGAACUCACGGUACUCGAGCGUCAAGCUCUUGGCCAGUACUGA
Mixia osmundae IAM 14324 is the source of this 774-nucleotide messenger RNA. RefSeq lists its product as uncharacterized. The coding region runs from base 1 to 774 and encodes 257 amino acids. The transcript is spliced from 5 exons. The record is from RefSeq and is a predicted model, not a curated record. Lineage: Eukaryota; Fungi; Basidiomycota; Mixiomycetes; Mixiales; Mixiaceae.